UUAAGUUACCUCUCAACCGUUCGGUUGUUGUUGCUCUCUCUCUACGCGCUGCAGCUGCGCCUCUCUCUCUCACGGCGAUAUCGAUAAACGUAGGUGUGACUGCAGUGCGCCUGUGUGCGGGCGUGUGUCAGCAGUGAAGUUUUGUUAUUAAUACCUAAAUCCUGAACUUCACGAUCGAUCGGUCCACCAGUCUUCAAUAUGUCGUACUACGCAGAGCGAGCUUUGUCCUAUCUGUACCCUCUGGCCAUCGUGUCCUCGGUGAUCUGCUGCAUCUCGUCGGCAGUGGCCUGGGUGCACUGGCAGUACGUGCUGAACGCCUGUCCGGACACCAACUGCGGAUGUGUACUGCACAGCAGGAGCACGUACAACAGCUUCGAGGGCGGGAACAUCGCCUACUGCCACUAUGCCACCUACGGACUCGUGCUGCCCCUCCUGUUCGCCGUGGUGCUGGCCCUCUAUCACGGGUAUCGGAUGUGCAUCGGGCGUGGCAAGCCCAAGGCGGGCACGGCCACCAUCCGGCAGCGCUCUGGUGACAUGAUUGUAGUGACCACCGAGUCCGAACUAACUCCAGACGGCCUCUCGCCCUACUAUUGGCUUCCUGCCACCGUGAUCUCGGUGAUAAUGGCCAUCUACCAACUGAUCUACUCUGCCAUCUUCACGGACGGAUUCGAGGUGACCUGCAAGCAGUACAGGGAAUCUCUUCUGAAGGAAAUCCAGGGAGUGGGCAACAUAGUGCCCGUGAUCAAGUCACGCCUCUCGUGUGCUGCUAUCUUCGAUUUCAUGGACUAUCUGGUGGAGAGCGUGUCCUAUGAACGGAGGCGCUAUGGCCGUAUCAACACAGCUGCAAGUCUAUAUUUCACUCUGGUCUUCGCUUGGAUAGCUUUCGUGGCCUGGGUGAUCAUCAGCGUGAUCAAUAUCGUCCAUCUGCGACGCACAAAGGACGCCAGAGUCUAAGGAUGCCAUGCACUACAGGAGCAACAGGAGCUGGAAAAUCCUGCCUCCCAUCGUAUUGGAAAGGAACCCAAAUUCCGCUCGCACAUUCGCCUUAUAUUUAACCGUAGCCUUACGAAGAGCCACUUAUUUAUUGAUAGAAACAUAUCGAUUACGUCCACGGUUCAAACCGCCAUUCAAAAACAUUGUACAAAUAAAUGUAUGAACAACGAACGAUUGAUUAAAUCGAGAUAUCAUUUCAAA
This is a messenger RNA of Drosophila eugracilis, 1194 nucleotides long. RefSeq lists its product as uncharacterized. The record is from RefSeq and is a predicted model, not a curated record. The transcript has 4 exons. Bases 199 to 954 code for a protein of 251 amino acids. Lineage: Eukaryota; Metazoa; Arthropoda; Insecta; Diptera; Drosophilidae.